Messenger RNA from Dentiscutata erythropus, 273 nucleotides. The record is from the annotation of a GenBank genome assembly. Lineage: Eukaryota; Fungi; Glomeromycota; Glomeromycetes; Diversisporales; Gigasporaceae.
AUGCCUCAUAUUUCAACAAUGGAUCUUGAUUUAUUUUUUAUAACAUUGCCUUCACAGUCGUCAAUACCACAACAUCCUUCAACCCCAAGAUCGAUUAGUACUGAUAGUGAUGAAUUUUAUGGUCUAUUUCCUUUUCCUAAACCUUUUAAAGCCAAUCCUGUAUUAGUCAAAACCGUAAAUCAAGAAGGUGGUAUGGCUGAAAAGAUGAAUGGUUUAGCAUUUUACCUUAUUGUAAUUCAUGCUGCAUUAGAAUCUGUUGUAUCAGUUCUUUAA